AUGCAACUCAUUACUGCUCUCGCAGUGGUUCCCACAUUGGCUCUUGCUUCCUUUGUUCCUCUGCCUCGCAACGAUGUUGUCAAGCGUGAUUCCUGGGGCGGAAGCGUUUCCCUAGGUCCUUCUGUAUCCACCAUAGUUAAUGCUGUGACCACCAUUAUUCCCGGCACUGCGCCAUCUACACAGAAUGGUGAACUCUUCCUCUGGCCAGGUAUGAGCAACGGCACCGGAGAUUUGGUCCAGACUACCUUGGAGAGCUGGCCUGACAACAGCUGGUGCGGUGCUACUACUGGUCAGUGGUGUGUUCGUGCCAGUCUCUUCGGCAGCUUUGGACAGUGCUCUGGCAAUGCCAGCCCUAUCAGUGGCACUGACCAUGUUAAAAUUGAGUAUACUCUCGAGGAUGAUAACGAGACCUGGACCCAGACUGUCACCAACGCUGUCAGCGGCGCUGAGCUCUCCAGCUUCUCCUAUGCUUCUGGCCCAUACAUGAGAGGAUACGGUACUGGUACUGAGUGCGAUGACUCUUGUUCUGGAACUAUUGCCGCCCAGCAGUAUAUUGACACUACUAUUACUCUGGCCUCUGCCGACCCCGACUUUGGUAGCACCAUUGCCACUGCUUCUGGUGCUACCUAUACUGGAUUGAGCUCUAGCCAGGGUGGAAAGGUCUGGACCAUUCAGGAAAUUAAUAUCCCUGCCAUGGUGUAA
Messenger RNA from Talaromyces amestolkiae, 702 nucleotides. RefSeq lists its product as uncharacterized. The transcript has 3 exons. The record is from RefSeq and is a predicted model, not a curated record. The coding region runs from base 1 to 702 and encodes 233 amino acids. Lineage: Eukaryota; Fungi; Ascomycota; Eurotiomycetes; Eurotiales; Trichocomaceae.